UUGAAAAUUAAAAUGCGUAUACCUCACACUCCACCCCGGCAGAGCUAAAUAUUCUGUGAGACGGCGAUCUUUGCCUUCUUUUUAUGUACAAUCCGCUGCUAAAUGCCGCGAAGAUCCACGCCUCCCUGCUCAAGACUGGCUUCCAAAGCCAUGCCUACCGCUGCAACCUCCUCCUCCGCGCUUACGUCCGAUGCGGCGCCUUGGUCCAUGCCCGCUCCCUCCUCCUCCACAUGCCUCGCCCCAAUACCGUCUCCUUCAACACCCUCCUCUCCGGCUACGUCCGGUGCGACCGCAUCGACGACGCCCUCAACCUAUUCGACCAAAUCCCCUGCGCAGACGCUCACUCCUGGAACACCAUCACCUCCGGACUCGUCCGCGCCAACCGCUCCCGGGAAGCCCUUGCCUGUUUCGCCACCAUGGCCCGCCACCAUGUCCAUGUCAGGCCCGACGACUUCACCUACUCGACGAUCCUCGCUUGCUGCGAUCUACGUGCGGGAUGGCAGCUUCAUGCACAGAUAACGAAGACGGCGUCGUUUUCGGCAGACCCCUUUAUCGGCACAAACCUGAUGAAGAUGUAUGCCGACUCCGGGGAGAUGAAUCAUGCAAGGAAAUUGUUUGACGAAAUGGGUGCGAGAGACUUGGCAGCAUGGAAUGUGUUGAUGGAUUGUUACUCGAGAUUAGGGAUGGGCGAGUUAUGUCUCAAGACUUUCGUGGAGGUCAUCAGGGAUGGGAUUCGAGUCGACGAGUUCACGUUGGCGACUGUUCUGAAUGAACUUGCUGAUCACUUGUGGGUUUCGGAAGGCAAGCAGCUGCAUUCAUUGAUGACUAAAGGUGGAUUCUUUACGGACUGCUUUUGUUGCAACGCAUUGUUGAAUCUGUACUCAAAGGAAGAUAUUCAUUCAGCACUUAAGAUGUUCGAUGAAAUGUAUGACCGGAGUGCAGUUUCUUGGACCAUCAUAAUUUCAGGUCUUUUGGCUAGCGGCAACACUUAUACUGCUUUCGAGGCUUUGAAUUCUAUGCAGAUGGCUGAAGUGGAACCAAACUCUCAUACUUUUGGCAGUUUGAUCAGUUGUUGCGGCGAUGUCGGUGCAUAUGACAAUGGUAAGCAAUAUCACGGUUUGGCUAUUAAGAAAGGUUUGGAACUUGAUGUUAUUGUGGGGAGCUCAAUUGUGACUAUGCAUUCAAAAUGUGGAGAAACAACUGGUGCACUAAGACUCUUCCGAAGCUUGCCCGAGAAAGACAUUGUUUCAUGGAAUGGGGUCAUAUGUGGAUUUGCACAAAAUGGAGGAACCGCCAAAGCUCUGCAACUCUUUGACGAACUGGUUCAUGUACACCGCAAUGAAGUCAUGCCGAAUCAUGUCACCUUUGUUGGUGUCUUGACCGCAUGCUCCCAUGCCGGGCUUAUCCACAAGGGCUGUAAUAUUUUCAAUGACAUGUUUGAAGUGUACUCAUGUGAACCCCAAGCUGAACACUAUGCCUGUGUGGUUGAUAUAUUUGCACGUUGGGGUUUGCUCGAAGAAGCAGAAGCUGUGAUUCUAGCCCUUCCUACAGCACCUAACAUUAACCUCUGGGGUGCAUUGCUUGCAGCAUGCAAACAGCACAAAAACUUGGUCAUGGCAAAGCGCAUCUCCGAGCAACUCUAUGUGUCGGAACCAUUGAAUUCUUCCAAUUACGUUCUCCUCGCAAACUUGUAUGCUGAAAACAAAGAGUGGAAUGUGGCGAUGAAAGUUAGGAAUAAGAUUUUGACAGUUGGAGUUCAAAAAGUAGUCGGCAGAAGUUGGAUUGAUAUCAGAGGUCAACCUUAUACUUUCGUAUCAGCUGACACACAUAUAGCACAGUUUGAGCUAAUCUCCGGGGUACUGGAGACACUGGGAUUGAUAAUGCUUGACGAGGAACGGACGACUUAAUCGACAAGGAUGAAGUGUGGGUGAUGCAAUGAUUCCCUUGAGGUUUAAGUUACGCACGACUCAUAAACUACGGUCAACAAGUUUAUUUCCCAGAGAGAUAACGGUUGUAUUAUUCUCUUCUCAGUUCCUGGGAUUCAAGAAAAUUGUUGGUUACUAAUCAAUCAAAUUUAUAGUUUGUGCGGUAGAAAUCUACCACCUUAUUUAAGCUUCUUCUUGGAUCUCUUGAUCCUCUUUCUUUUGCCGGCGAGUGCGACUGCUUGGAGUCUUUCGAUACAUAUCUGUACCAGUUAACAGCCCUGGGUAUUGAUACCACAGAAAGAAAAGUUCUAGGCGGUCAGUCUCAGUGAGAAAGUCUUCUUUAUCUUCUAUAUGUAGAUUUUGUAUGGCAUAUACCAUUAUAGUUUAACAGGGAAGAUGUGAUAUUUAGUAUUCAGUU
Molecule: messenger RNA, 2343 nt
Organism: Zingiber officinale
Lineage: Eukaryota; Viridiplantae; Streptophyta; Magnoliopsida; Zingiberales; Zingiberaceae
Product: pentatricopeptide repeat-containing protein At2g13600-like
Exons: 1
Coding region: 84-1907 (607 amino acids)
Biological process (GO): RNA modification
Molecular function (GO): RNA binding; protein binding
Source: RefSeq, a predicted model, not a curated record